This is a messenger RNA of Parastagonospora nodorum SN15, 342 nucleotides long. RefSeq lists its product as hypothetical. The transcript has 2 exons. Bases 1 to 342 code for a protein of 113 amino acids. NCBI's taxonomy places the organism in Eukaryota, Fungi, Ascomycota, Dothideomycetes, Pleosporales, Phaeosphaeriaceae. The record is from RefSeq and is a predicted model, not a curated record.
AUGUCUUCUUGCUCCGUUUCAGCUUCCGAGAUCCCCAUCAUUACCUCCCCUCCCACUGUGGACAAUCCUGGGCCGGUCAAUGGUACGGAGUGCCGUCCUAACAGUGUCUGUGUUGAUGCUGGGAAGAUGUGUGGAGAAGGUAUGAGGAGAUAUGGAACAUGCUACGACAUGUGCACGCCUUCAGCAGGCAUCAUGAGCACCCCGACGUGUAUGACAGAAUUACCUCCUACGACCACACCCAUAUCACUUCUGGGAAACGUCUCGAUACCUGCGGUGCCUGAGAGAGAGGAUAAUCCUGCAUGUGCCGACAUGUCCUUUUUGUGCGCGCCUGUUGGGUGGUGA